This is a messenger RNA of Pseudopipra pipra, 2560 nucleotides long. RefSeq names its product DGAT1/2-independent enzyme synthesizing storage lipids-like. The transcript has 7 exons. NCBI's taxonomy places the organism in Eukaryota, Metazoa, Chordata, Aves, Passeriformes, Pipridae. The coding region runs from base 299 to 1450 and encodes 383 amino acids. Gene Ontology annotation, molecular function: acyltransferase activity. The record is from RefSeq and is a predicted model, not a curated record.
UGACGUUUCCAGGUGGAGAAAAAGGCGCUUGCUAUAUUUUACUUGUGCCUGAGCAGGACGGGUACCAGCACUGAACUCAGAUCCUGCUCCUCAUACACCCGACCGUGUGUGCUCGCAGCUCGGAAAGCCAACCAUAUCCUGGCCUGCAUCACAAGUGUGGCCAGCAGGCUAAGGGAGGUGAUUCUGCCCCUGUAGCCCGCUCCAGGUGUGAGACAUCACCUGGAGUACUGCAUCCAGCUCUGGGGUCCUCAGCACAGUAAAGACAUGGACCUGUUGGGUCUAGAGAAGGACCACAAAGAUGAUCAGAGGGCUGGAGCAGCUCUCCUGUGAAGACAGGCUGACAGAGUUAGGAUUGUUCAGCCUGAGGAAGAGAAAGGUUCUGGGAGACCUCAUGGCAGCGUUCCAGUAUCUGAAGAGGGCCUACGAGAGAGCUGGAGAUGGACUUUUUGUUUGGGACAUGAUAGGUGGAAAAGAAUCCUGCACUUCAGGACCGAUACCAAUGACUGACCUCAGCUGCCUUGUCUACGGACUGGAAGAAUGGACUGUUGUGGAGUUCCUGAAGCAAUACCUUUUUCAUUUGAUCAUUGCCUCACUCACAAUUAUUGCAAUAUUAGUUUUUUUUAUAGUUCCUUUAACAAUUGGCUUUUUCAUUUACCUUUCUAAUAUUUCACUUUUAAUAUAUCAGAGGAACAGCGAGUUAGAAGCAGAUCCCUUGAGUGAUGUUUGGGACAGAGCAAGGAAAACCAUAGCAAGCUUUUGGGAUAUAUAUGCAAGAAUAUGGCAUGGUUAUGAGCUUCAUGGUGUGGAAAACCUACCAGAAGGACCAGGCAUUCUUGUGUAUUACCAUGGAGCUAUUCCUGUAGACUACCUUUACUUUUUGUCGAGACUGUUUCUCUGGAAGAAAAGACUUUGUCUGUCAGUAGCUGAUCAUUUUGUCUUUCGUUUACCAGGACUUAAAUUAUUAUUGAGAGUGACAGGUGUUAUACCAGGCACAAGGGAGGAGUGUCUCCUUGCACUCAAGAAUGGAUACUUGGUGUCCAUCUCACCAGGUGGAGUUAGAGAAGCACUAUUCAGUGAUGAAAGUUACCAACUCAUGUGGGGAAAUAGAAAAGGUUUUGCUCAGGUUGCUCUAGAUGCAAAAGUGCCCAUCAUUCCAAUGUAUACUCAAAAUGUCCGUGAAGGCUAUAGGACAUUUAAAGAAAGAAGAUUUUUUAGACAGUUAUAUGAAAGUACUCGAUUGCCUUUUAUUCCUCCAUAUGGAGGACUUCCAGUCAAAUUUCGCACAUACAUUGGGAAGCCAAUCCCUUAUGAUCCGAAUAUAACUACAGAGGAAUUAGUCGAAAAGACAAAGACUGCUGUCCAGGCUCUCAUAAGAAAGCACCAAACACUUCCAGGCAACAUAUGGAAGGCUUUACUGGAGCGAUUUGAUAAACGUCGUAAAAGCGAUUAGAAUGCUUAUGUUUAUUUUGUUGUUUUUACAGCAUACAGUAAAAAAAAAUGUCCUACAGCACUGGUGACUAAUAGUUGGUGUUCAACCAGUUUAAUUUACAAGUUUCUACAGAUUUGGCAGAAGAAAACAGUCGAGAAUAUCCUGAACUCAGAAAGACUAAAGAAGAUGACUUACGUAUAAUAGCAACGCAACAGCUAAAUUCCCCAAAAGGAAAUCAUGUAGCCAGGAUUUUCCUGGUUCCUAAAACAAGUACAUACUUACUUGGAGAGCCUUAGCAGUUUUGUCUAGAUCUGUGGUUUUGUGUUUUGAGCAGAUCACAGUCCAGUCUCAGAGAAGAACCUCAGAGUCAGUGUUGUCCCACCAGAGACCACUCCACAGUGGGCACCUUCCCUGUUGGACCCCAUGCAAGACAGUGUCAGAAGAGAAACUGUCUCACUUUAGCUGAUGAUCUGCUGCUUAGGCAUUUUUCUAGAGACUACACAAAGAGACAUAAUCCCAUUAGAACAGAUAACAGACUCCUACAAACACAUCAGAAUAGUGAUUCGCACCCUGGAAAGCAGGACUGCUACAUCCAAGACUUUGCCCCCACAAAAGAAAGGUCUCUUUAAGAGAGGAAAAAAAAGCUUUAGUUCAGUGUAGUGCUAUGCAAGUACGUGCAGAAAGUAGUUUGAAGUUUGAUCUGGUACAUGCAUGCACUAUUGCACCAUACCAUAGUUGUUUAGUGGAUGAGGCUGCCCCCAGUCUGAAAAUCCCUGGAUGUAGCGAGUGCAGUAUGGAUGUGCUGUAUUUUUCUCCCGGUGAACAGGGAACAGACUGUAGGGGUAGCUUACUUAGGCAAUGCAACCCUGAGGCUUAUCAUCGCCGGUGGUUUGCCUAAAAAUGCAGUACUGCAACACUGCUGUUUCCAUACGGAUUUGACUGAAAUGUCUGUUUGGAAAGGUAGACGUAGGCAGUGUUGUCAUCCUAAUGCAAUUUGUGGAAAACUGAAACUUGCUACAAAGCGGAAUGUGUUUUUACAGGCUGUGGGAUGUUGUUACUGGUGGGAGUGGGAGAACUUUGUGUAAUCUAUCCAAUAUGCCAUUAAAUGCAAUCACGUCUGUUAACUUCAAA